Messenger RNA from Malassezia globosa CBS 7966, 1743 nucleotides. RefSeq lists its product as uncharacterized. The coding region runs from base 1 to 1743 and encodes 580 amino acids. NCBI's taxonomy places the organism in Eukaryota, Fungi, Basidiomycota, Malasseziomycetes, Malasseziales, Malasseziaceae. The transcript has a single exon. The record is from RefSeq and is a predicted model, not a curated record.
AUGCUGUCGGCUGUGACCCCUGCGACGACCACAGUGGCCGCGCCGACUGAGACGUCGUUCGCCGCGUCCGCCACGUCUGCCGCAGCUCCAUCUGCAGCAACGUCGCCAGUCGCUGCUCCUCCGCUCGUGUUUCCUUUGCGAGAGACACAGUUGACUGCUGCGGAAAAUAUGUACGAUGCCACGAAGCGCAGCUCAUGGGCACCUUAUUCCCAAGGCAAGGCCGAGCGUACACGUCCUGUGUCUAUGCCGGUGCCCGUGACGAUACCGUCCCAAGACGCCUGGGCGUCGUCAUCGAAGCCGUUGCCAGAAACCCAGUCCCGCGCUCGGCCCAUGUCAACGACCGUGGCUUUCGGCGACGCUGCUGGCCUCACGACCGUUGACUCAGCAACGCCGGUCGUGUCGUCGCAAUCAACGGUACCUACUUCAGCGCCUGCCGUGACGCUUACGUCGCCUCCAACUGAUGUAGCUGGUGCUCCGACGACAUCGCUCUCGACGAUGCCUGUCCUUGCUUCGCAAGCGACGCCAUUGCCGACAGUGGCUUCGUCCACGGUGCCUGCCACAACGACAGUCGUGCCAGCGUCGCGGGCCUCGCUCGAUACGAGUCUUGAACGCUUGCACGUACUGGAAAAGGCCUCCUCCAAGCCCGACACCUCGGGCGUCAGCACCACAACCGUGCACCCGGCGCAAGUGGAUCGCAACCAGACCUGGUGGCGCCAACUGGGCGGGUCGCAGCCCGCAGCUCCCACGACCGCUACUACGCCGAUGACGACGGCCGCGGCCGCCGGCACCACAGGCACCAGCGCCACCGCCGCGACACUCGCCGCGAGCGCAGCGAACGCGUCCGGCCCAGCGCCGGCGGAGCGCAAGUCACGUGUCAAGUCCAUGGACGUCGAACGUGAGCGGCCCAGGAUCGAUGCUCCGUUGUCGCUCGAGGAAGAGCGUCUACAGUGGCAGCGGCGUGAGGCAGGGCGUCUGGAGGGCGAGCGUGCGGAGCGCCAGCGGCGUGAGGCCGAGCGUCUGCACCAGAAAGAACUGGAUCAUGAAUACCGCCAAGCUCGUGAGCGGCUGGAAGGCCAGCACCAGCAGAAACCAGUCAAUACACUGGAGGUCGCGCUGGCCAUGGAGAAGCGGCUAGGCGUCCACUCUGGUCCAGUGGACCAAGCGGCGCUCACGACGCGCAACCCGGAAGAAGUGUUUGUUGAUAUCAUUCGCGUCCUGCAGAAAAUGGGCAUCGCCGUGCGCCAGAGCAAGGGCGAAUUCUCGAUCGAGUGUCUUCGCCCGAAGCGACUGAAUGCCUUGGAGCGUCUCUUUUCCAGCCGUCGUCACGACGACUCUCGCAGCAAGUGGAUGCGCUUUGGCAGUGGCAAGACAAGCAGCGGUGCUGGUCAGCAACAGGCAUCGCGCGUGUCCAUGUCGGAUGUGGAGCGGAAUAUGAACCGUCUGAGCAUGGGGCCCGGCAUGACACAGACUGGAACCGGUGGUGGUCCUGGCGGCAUGAUGUCGACGUCAGCGACGGCCCAAUCGCUCGACUCGUACUCGGUCGCGAACGUGCCGCCUGAGUAUGGCGGCUCCGCGUCAGGUGAUGGCGGUCAUGAAGUGCGCUUCACCGUGGAAAUGACCAGGAUUGUACGCCUCCAAGGCCUUUACAGCGUGGAUAUUCGCCGCAUGAAAGGCAAUGUGUGGUCGUAUAAGUAUUUGUAUGAGUCGCUCUUGGAGCGCCUGGAUCUUGGUAGUCAUGUAUAG